Adineta ricciae is the source of this 3441-nucleotide messenger RNA. NCBI's taxonomy places the organism in Eukaryota, Metazoa, Rotifera, Eurotatoria, Adinetida, Adinetidae. The record is from the annotation of a GenBank genome assembly.
AUGCCACCUGCUAAAGGCGAUUCAUAUGCAGCACAGAUCAGUUCAAAUAUUUUCAAGCUGACCAAUGCUCAACCAAUACCAUUUGAAAUUAUGCCAAUUUUUGGUUUAUUUAAUCAAGCAGCGUUAUUUCGUUUCUUCGACCAACAUCAAGCAUUAGGAGUUGAUAUUGCUCCAUUUGUAUUUGGUAUGAUGGCACAUUCAGCAAUGAUGCUUGAUGGUGUGGAACUUUAUAAUCCCGAUGGCACCGGUUAUAUUACAUCAAUCAAUUUAUUUACUCAUCUAAUUGGUGAACCUGGUACAAACAAAUCUGGAUUAUUCCGAGUGUUCAAAAAUAGUAUUAAUGCAUUACAAAAAAUAUUUCCUCACUUCUUUUCAAAACCAAUUGUCGAACUUGUAAAUGGAAGAGAAACUUUCAGUACAAGUGACUUGAUAGCAAACAACGAAACAGAAUUAUCAUUAUACCAACGACUCUCAAAACGAGAGAACGUUUUUAUUUUGAGCGAUGAACUUGAUGUCAUCAAUACACGAUUUGGUGUUUAUUUGGCUGGUGGAACGGAAAAUGAUGCGAAAACGGUCGCAUCGAAAUUGCUGUGUCAAGGUUACGACGUGUUGAAAAAUGCUUCUCGAACAACAGGAUCAUCGUCGUUCUUUAUCAAACGUGGCUCCAUAAAUAUCUUUGGAGCAUCAACUGGCAAUUUACUAUCUUCAGUGUGUCGUCUGUAUAACAGUGAUGUAAUGUCCGAUGGGACAAUUAGCCGAUAUUUAUUUGUAACAACUUCGGUUCAUAAAACUCCUAAUACGAUACCAUCUGAAAUUUUAUCGGUACAACCAAAUAUCGUCCAUGUUUUAAUUGUACUUCGUCUAUUGGCAGAAUACAAACCAAUUUUUGUAUUCAGUGAACAUCAAUCGCCAAUUGAUUUACCAAAACUAAUUACUGUUCCACCGGAUAUAGAAGAAGCAAGAAAAAGUAUCUCAAAUCCAAUUCCAGCAACGGAACCAAUAUCGAAUUUAAAGCCACGUGUUGUUGUUAAUGUUAAAGAAACUGAUACUGAACAGGAUGGAUCAAUAAUAUCGGCUUACGAUGCCAUUCGUCGUAUCAUUGAUGCUGAAUAUCAAAAGUCAUUACAACGUGAUACCAAAGGACAACCAACAUAUACACCUUUACAACGAGCGUUCCAGUGUAAGAGCAGCGACAAAUUAGUUCGUUUGGCCGGAUUAUGUCAAGCAAUGUCGUACGCAAUUCAAUUAUGUUCUGAAUGUAUUAAUAUUGUUCGAUUCGGUGAUGGUCUUUAUCUCAAAGAAUAUAUUGAUGAUGAACAAAUUAAUUGGUUAAUGAAAUUUCAUGACAAUGUCAAAGUUCUUAUUGAACGAGAUAUUACAAUGGCUCCAAAAUUUGGAAGUGAUCAACGUCCAUUAUUUAUUAUUGAAAAACCAGCUGUACAUGCUUCAAACAUGUUGUAUCAAUACAAUUCAUCUACGAUUUCAGCACUUUUUGAUGGUACAACACCAACUAACAAUGAACCAAUAACAAAUGUUGAUAAUAUCUCAAUCAGCGAUCAAUUAUCAAAUGAUGCUUUUUAUGAACACCAAUCCAUAUUGCUCAAAAUGAAGUCACCUAUUCUGAUUAAAGCUUGGUUCAAUAAUGAAAUUACUGGUCUUCCAUUUACCAAGAUAUUUAUUCAUUAUCGAAAAUCAAAAGCCAAAAUGUCAAAACUUCAUCAAGCUAUUGAUGACUUAGUUCGAAGUGGUAUUCUUAGAAAAGGUUUUCAAAAUACUCGAUACAUUGUUACUGCACGAAAAGAAACUUACUUAAAAACAUCACCGGCUACCAUUCGUGGUAAUACCGACAUGCUUGAUUAUCUUCAAUCAAUUGGCAUCAAUAUUGAUACUUAUGAACAUGUAUAUCUGUCGUCAUCAUUACCAAUGAACAUGGAAUUGACUACAUUCGCAAUCAAUUCUAUUCUAUUCAACGAUGAUUAUAUUGAAUACUGUCAUUUAUUCAAUGACGCUCGUAUACAACAAGAGAUGGAAGAACGAUUAUUAAAACAUGUGGUCGAAUACAGAAUGUCAUUUGGUCGAAAACAAUACUAUAUACCACCAUCAUCUCAAAUUGCUGAACAAAAUAACAUAAAUAUUGAAAACAGUCAGCAUUAUGAUGAUGAUCAAACUCCAACUAAUAAUAAUAACAGCAAUGAUCUAUUAUCAACUGUAAUGUUUGAACCACAUCGACCAAUUAAUAAUUCAUCACCGAAUACGAUUUCAUCUCAUUCUGAAAAUUCUUCUCUUUUAUCUGAAAUAUUGAAUACAAAUAAUCUUACUGAACCACAAAACAACAGCUUUAUUCACCAAACAACUGAAUAUACUUAUCACGAUCGGAACGAACUUUUACCUUCAGUUGAUGAUAUCAUGAACCAACUAACAAAUGUCCUCGAUUAUGAUCGAUCAAAUACCGCACAAUCUGAUUCAACAACGAAGACAACUGGAAAUGGUCGCGACAAUCCGACAUCUUCUCAUCAAGCUGAACCAACAACAAACACUUAUACACAAAAUCAAAAUCGAUCCGUAUUACCCAAUGUUGAAUUAUUAUCUAAUAAUAACAACAACAAUACUCCUUUCCAUGCUGAAUCAACAUCAACUGAUGUAGCUACGUUGUUAGAUAAUAUGAGUUCUCAACAAACAUUGGAACUACUUUCUGGCUUCCUUCGAAACAAAAAACAUUUAUUAAAACGAAUUAUGAAUGAAGAAAAUAAUGACAUUAAACCGAAACGAUCAAGAAACAAUGAAAAUGAAGAAAUAACAUCACCAUUUCUUGAUAUGAAUUUAAAUGAAUCAUCUUCAACAACAUCUGUACAAACACAAUCAAACACUACUCUCAGUGAUAAUCAAAUUAUUGAUGAAGAUUUGCAAGAAGCCUACCAGAAAAUAAUCUUAAAUGAUGCUGUUGUUAUGUCACGAUCGGACAUUUGUAACAAACUCAAGCAUACUAAAAACAUAUCAAAAUUACGCGAUAAUAUAAUUUCACAAUUAGUUAAUGAUGAAUUAUUAUUUAAAGGUGAUUGGUUUGCAUCGAAAAAAGUAAACGGUGAUAUUGAACUUGUACCAGGAUUUUUAAAAGCAUUUCCAAAAACUAAUCUACAAAAUCAACUUGAUUUUGCUCGUUUAUUAGCAAAAUACAAAAUACAUUACAAUGAUUAUGAAGAAUCAUUUAAGAAGAACAAAAACGAUGUUUUUCCUCGAACACUUACAGUUGCUGAUGUCAAACACAAAACAUGGUUAUUUUCAAAUGUAUUAUCGAUUUAUAUUCAGAAAAAUGAUUUUCUUAAUGAACGAAUAGUACUUGAUCCAUCGGCAAUCAUUCAAGAAAAUAAUACUCCACCUGUGCGUACCAAACGUGAUCGAAAGCCAAAACAACCUUAUUCACCGUCAGACAACAAACACUAA